AUGUCUGGAUGCAGUAAACAAGGAGGUAAGGCUUGGGCUAAGACCAAAACUCGAGCAUGCCGGGCUGGUCUGCAAUUCCCAGUUGGUUGUGUUGACUGUAAGAAGAGCAGCUAUGCAGAGUGGAUGGAGGCCGGAGCUCCUGUGUAUCUGAUCCUCAAGCUGGCUGGCAACGGUGCCCGCGACAAGGAGACUGGUGUCAUCCCCUGA
This is a messenger RNA of Staurois parvus, 207 nucleotides long. The record is from the annotation of a GenBank genome assembly. NCBI's taxonomy places the organism in Eukaryota, Metazoa, Chordata, Amphibia, Anura, Ranidae.